ACCAAUACGCGACUGGAUAAAAUGCUAAAAAAAUAUGUAAGACAGUGCUUACGUAUUGUCUGUUACAUUAACACAAUUGAAUAAUGUUGAGGAUACCACAUAUUCCUGUAAGGUUAGUAAGUUCCAGAAGUAUUGGUUACAGUAUUAGAAGUAGAAGUUUUUCAACUUCUAUACUUUUAAGCAAUAUCACUAAACCUCAAUUCUCACUGGAAGAUUUGGAAACUGCAAGAGUAACUAGAUUAGCAGGUCUUAAAUGGUUAACUAAAUUACCUGAAAAAUGGAUACCUUAUGCUGAAUUAAUGAGAUUAGAAAAACCUGCUGGUUCACUUUUAUUAUUAAUUCCUUCCUUAUGGGGAAUAACUAUGGCAGCUUAUUCAACUACUGCUUCAUUAACUACAACCCUUUCAGCAAUGGGAUUAUUUUCAGUAGGAGCUAUAAUUAUGAGAGGAGCAGGUUGUACAAUAAAUGAUAUUUUAGAUAGAAAUUUAGAUAAUCAAGUUGCACGUACUAUGGAAAGACCCAUUACUAGUGGUAGAGUUAAAGUACCUCAAGCAGUAGGUUGGUUAGGAAUUCAAUGUUUUGCUGGUUUAGGAGUAUUAUUAUCUUUACCAGCAGAAUGUUUUUAUUUAGGGGCUUUAUCAUUACCUUUUAUUGCAACUUAUCCAUUAUUUAAAAGAUUUACUUAUUACCCUCAAGCUUGGUUAUCUAUUUGUUAUUCUUGGGGUUGUUUAUUAGGUUUCCCAGCUGUAGGUGCCCCAUUAAAUCUUUUAGUGGCAGUACCAUUAUUCAUUUCUAAUUGGAUAUGGUGUGUAACUUAUGAUACUAUAUAUGCUCAUCAAGAUAAAUUAUAUGAUAUUCAUGCGGGAAUAAAAUCAACAGCAUUAGCUUGGGGAGAAAAUACUAAACCAAUCUUGAGAAAAUUAACAUAUGCUCAAGCUGGUUGUUAUUAUUUUGCUGGAAUAAUGAAUUCAAUGGGUCCAGGAUUUUAUAUAAGUGGAACUUAUGCAUUAUGGAGAUUAUAUAAUAUAAUUAGAGAUGUUGAUCUUGAUGAUCAAAAGAGUUGUUGGAAAGCUUUUACUUCUAAUAUUACUACUGGAUUCAUAUUCUGGUAUGGUAUGGUAUUCGAUUACUUAUUAGUUCUUUUAGGUUUCCUUUAGAUUAAGAUUAAGAUCAAAAUAGAUUU
Scheffersomyces amazonensis is the source of this 1183-nucleotide messenger RNA. Its product is annotated as 4-hydroxybenzoate octaprenyltransferase. Gene Ontology annotation, biological process: ubiquinone biosynthetic process. Gene Ontology annotation, cellular component: mitochondrial inner membrane. Lineage: Eukaryota; Fungi; Ascomycota; Pichiomycetes; Serinales; Debaryomycetaceae. The coding region runs from base 84 to 1157 and encodes 357 amino acids. The transcript has a single exon. The record is from RefSeq and is a predicted model, not a curated record. Gene Ontology annotation, molecular function: 4-hydroxybenzoate polyprenyltransferase activity.